Messenger RNA from Hippopotamus amphibius kiboko, 8228 nucleotides. Its product is annotated as RE1-silencing transcription factor-like. Gene Ontology annotation, cellular component: nucleus. The transcript has 3 exons. NCBI's taxonomy places the organism in Eukaryota, Metazoa, Chordata, Mammalia, Artiodactyla, Hippopotamidae. Bases 1678 to 4758 code for a protein of 1026 amino acids. Gene Ontology annotation, biological process: regulation of gene expression. The record is from RefSeq and is a predicted model, not a curated record.
CCCACCUCCCCCACACUGGAAGCACGGAGCCUCAACCAGUGGACUGUUGGAGAAGUCCCCAUUUCACAAAAUAUCUCUUGUUGACAUUCUACAAAUGAUACCAUCCAAUAAUGUCCCAAUACUUUCUUCUUGUGAAGGUUGUUUACAUAUCUUUUUGACUUCUGUAAUAUGUAUUCUUUCAGGGAGAUUUUUCAGAGAAACUUUAUGAUCUUCUGUCUGAGAUAUUAGAUCUUCUUGAUUUAUUUGUUUUUCUUCCUCUUCAGUAUAAGCAAUUGGAAUUGAAAUGUCCUUUGCCGAGGUACCAGAUUUUUUCAAGGGCUCUGAAGUAUUGUUAUUUGGGAAAAGAUUGAAAAUAAUUUCAGUAGAUAGAGUUCUUGUCUUCAUUUUUCCCACUUUGUAGAGGUAAACUGCUUUGUUUACUGCCACAGGUGUUUGAAAUGGAUUGACAGUCACUGUAGGGUUUAUUAACAAGCCAUCAAUGGCACCUUCCAUGUCCUUUUUUCUCAAGUAGUUUUUACAUCGUUAAAUAACAGAGGGGUCACCUUGUAUUCGAGAAGAUAGGUCCAGCUGAUGUGUUAACUGCAUUUCAUAGAUAAGCAGGAUUCAGUGUGCCCAGAACCUCAGGACUAGGUCCCUAUUCUACGAGCUACUUUGUCAUGACUUUGGUGAGUCGAAGGCUUAUCAGGAUGAUGUAUCGCCACUAGACUGUCAGUCCUCAAAGGUAGAGACUGAGCUGAUCAUUGCCAGGCUGCAUCCCAGGGAUGGGCCUUGGGGAGGUGCUCGGUAAAUGAAGGUGCCAAGAAUCACAGGCAUUGCCUGGAAAAUCAUGGUCAUGGGUGCCGGGGUUGGGUCUCCUGUUCCUGCUCAGCCCAACCCAGCCUGGCCCCUCUUCUGAUUUUCUUAAUAUUUUCUUUUUUUCCAGCUCACUUAAUUCUAGAAAUAUAGUAUAUAAUACAUAUAACGUGCAAAGUUUGUGUUAGUCGACUAUGUUAUUGGUAAGCUUCUGGUCAACAGUAGGGUAUUGGUAGUUAGGUUUUUGUGGAGUCAAAAGUUAUACUCAUAUUUUAGACUAUACCAGGGAUUUAGUGCCCCUAGCCCCUUGUUGUUCAAGGGUCAACUGUAGUUUAUUCUUUUGGAGAUAGUUGAGUUCAUAUGAGAUUUAAUCCAUUGACCAAUCAUAGGCUUCUACUUCCCAGACUGUACUUAAUCAGUGCACAGUUGGCUUUUGGUCUUUUCUCCUUUCUGAUUCAGACCAGUAAACUGUUGAAGCAGGAGUCGGGAGGACAGCAUGUAUGAAAUUUAUGUAUGGAAUUCAUGUAUGGAAUAUAAAAUAUAAUUUUAAUUAACACUAAAAAUGAAGAUUACUCAUAUUUUUCCACCAGAAAAAGUGAAAGUGCUUGAGGGAAGGCAUGCUGUGGUAGACCUAGUUGUGUCAAACACUUGAUAGAAUUUUUUGUAGGGGUUGUAGAAAUUUUUUUGAUGACUACUGAAGAGAAUUUGGAAUUACAAAAAUAUUUUAAAGGCUUAUUUUCAGUAGUUAAUAAAGCUAAUUGAGUUUAAAGAUUAUAUGGGAAAAAUGUAUUUUUUUAAGUUACAAAGAAUUGCAGUGAUGUUUUGGUUUUCGACCAGUAAAAGUUGUGUUUCACUGUCACUUUUGUGUUUUUUGUUUUGUUUUGAAUGCAGAACACAGUUAUGGCCACCCAGGUAAUGGGGCAGUCCUCCGGAGGAGGAGGGCUGUUCACCGGCAGUGGCACCAUGGGCAUGGCCUUGCCCAACGACAUGUAUGACUUGCCUGAUCUCUCCAGAGCCGAACUGGCUGCGCCUCAGCUCAUCAUGUUGGCCAAUGUGGCCUUAACUGGGGAAGUAAACGGCGGCUGCUGUGAUUACCUGGUUGGCGAAGAAAGGCAGAUGGCCGAAUUGAUGCCUGUUGGGGAUACCAACUUUUCAGAUAGUGAUGGAGAAGGACUUGAGGAGUCUCCUGAAGUAAAAGGCGAACCCAGUGGGCUGGAAAACAUGGAACUGGAAGGUGUGGAACUCACCGUUGUCCAGCCACGGCCUGUGUUUGAGGUAUCCGCUGCCUCAGAACCGUACAGCGCAAAUAAAGAUCUUCCUCGGGAAACACCGGUAGCAGAGGACAAAUGCAAGAACUUGAAGACCAAACCCUUUCGCUGUAAACCAUGCCAGUAUGAAGCAGAAUCUGAAGAACAGUUUGUGCAUCACAUUCGAGUUCAUAGUGCCAAGAAAUUUUUUGUGGAAGAAAGUGCAGAGAAGCAAGCAAAGGCCAGGGAAUGCAGCUCUUCCCCUGGGGAAGAGGGAGAUUUCUCCAAGGGCCCCAUUCGCUGUGACCGCUGUGGCUACAACACCAAUCGCUAUGAUCACUAUACUGCUCACCUGAAACACCACACCCGAGCCGGGGACAGUGAGCGAGUCUACAAGUGCAUCAUUUGCACGUACACCACAGUAAGCGAAUAUCACUGGAGGAAACACUUGAGAAACCAUUUUCCAAGGAAAGUCUACACAUGUGGAAAAUGCAACUAUUUUUCAGACAGAAAAAACAAUUAUGUUCAGCAUGUUCGAACCCAUACAGGAGAACGUCCGUAUAAAUGUGAACUUUGUCCUUACUCAAGUUCUCAGAAGACUCAUCUAACCAGACACAUGCGUACUCAUUCAGGUGAGAAGCCAUUUAAGUGUGACCAGUGCAGUUAUGUGGCCUCUAAUCAACAUGAAGUAACCCGCCACGCAAGACAGGUUCACAAUGGGCCUAAACCUCUUAACUGCCCACACUGUGACUACAAAACAGCAGAUAGAAGUAACUUCAAAAAACAUGUGGAGCUCCAUGUAAAUCCACGGCAGUUCAACUGCCCUGUAUGCGACUAUGCAGCUUCCAAGAAGUGUAAUCUGCAGUAUCAUUUCAAAUCUAAGCAUCCUACGUGUCCUAAUAAAACCAUGGAUGUCUCAAAAGUGAAACUAAAGAAAACCAAAAAGCAAGAGGCUGACUUGCCCGAUAACAAAAUCUCCAGUGAAAAAACAGAAACAGAGCAGACAAAAACAAAGGGGGAUGUGACUGGGAAGAAACACGAGAGGUCUGUAAAAGUGGAGAGAAAAGAUAAUGUUUCAAAAGAGAAAAAGCCUUGUAGUAAUGCCUCAAGCCAAGUGACUACCAGAACUCGCAGAUCGGCCAUGGAAGCUAAAGAAAUGGAUGUGCACCCAGGAAAUAAUUCAGAAAAAAGCUGUAAAAGCAAGAGAAGCAAAAGGAGGAUGGACGCUGAAGCCCAUUCCUCCCAAGAUCCUGUUAAUGAUGAACCUGUGACAAAAAAGAAAAAGAAGGCAGAAAGCAAAUCCAGAAAUAGUCAGGAAGUGCCAAUGGGUGACAGCAAAGUAGAGGAGACUAAAAAGCAGAGUAUUUGCAUGAAAAGCAGUACAAAGAGGAAAACCCUGAGAAGUAAAUCAUGUAAAAAAAGCAACAAGCCUGCUCAGAGGAGACCCGCUCAGAUAGAGCCUCCUCAGGUGGGGCCUGCACAGACAGAACCUCCUCCUCCCACGGAGCCUGCUCAGGUGGGGUCUGCUCAGACAGAGCCUCCUCCUCCUCCUCUCCCCCCUUCUCUCCCUCCUCCUCCUCCUCCUCCUCCUCUUCCUCUUCCUCCUCCUCUUCUUCCUCCUCCUCCUCUUCUUCCUCCUUCUCCUCCUGUGGGGCGUGCUGAGGUUGAGGUUGUCCAGGAGGGGCCUGUUCAGAUGGAACCUCCUCCUCCCCCUCCGCUUGUGGGGUGUGCUGAGGUCGAGGGUGUCCAGGAGGGGCCUGUUCAGAUGGAACCUCCUCCUCCCCCUCCGCCCGUGGGAUGUGCUGAGGUCGAGGGUGUCCAGGAGGGGCCUGUUCAUUCGGAGCCUCCUCCUCCCAUGGAGCCGAUCCCCAAAAGGUCUCCGCGAAAAGGUAAUAGAAAGGAGAAGUCCAACCUGCAGAGUGAAAUGGUGCAGGAGCAAGUCCUUAUUGAAGUUGGCUUAGUGCCUGUUAAAGACAGGCAGCUUCUAAAGGAAGCACAGGAUCUCUUACCACCAUCACCACCUCUGCCAAAGGAAAACUUAAAAGAGGAGGAGUCAAAAGACCAAAAAUUAUUCCCUGCAGGUGAAGGAAAUAAAGAAGCUCCUCUUCAAAAAGUGGAAGCAGGAGAGGCAGAUAAGAGUGUAGCUGGUCUUGCUGCUGUUACCAAGGAAUCUGUCAGUAUGUCAUCCUCUGAAGCAAGCUUGAAUAUGCCAGAGGGUGAAACUUUACAUGGUAAACAUCAGGCUGACACUAUUCUUUGUGAAAUGGAGAUGGACACUUGUGAGAAGAAAACAGGGAAUCCCUCCGGCAGAGACUUGGCAGUUGAAGAACCAAUUUCACCACCACUUCUUCCUCUGUUGCUCGAAAAAGGUGAAGCAGUGACCACAGCUGCUGUGGCAUCACCUCCUGUCACCGUGGCAGUAAAUGAGCCUCAGGAAAUGGACGAAGACGAAGGCAUCCACAGUCAUGAUGGAAGUGACCUAAGUGACAACAUGUCAGAGGAUAGUGAUGAUUCUGGAUUGAAUGGGGCUCGGCCUGUUCCGCAAGAGACUAGUAGAAAAAAUGGAAAGGAGGCCUUGGCAGUCAAAGUGGCGGAGGGAGAUUUUGUUUGUAUCUUCUGUGAUCGUUCUUUUAGAAAGCAAAAAGAUUAUAGCAAACACCUUAAUCGCCAUUUAGUUAAUGUCUACUUCCUUGAAAAGGCAGCUCAAGGGCAGGAGUAAUUAAAAUUUGGGCAAGGCUUCAGUUCUCAGUUUGUAAGGUCUGUGACAUUUUAUAUUCAUUUGUAGUAGUAGACAACCUUUUGUUUUUAAAAUUGCUUUAAUUUGUAUCCAAUCUUGAUUUUUUAAGUGGCAGUUCUUUUCCUUAGGACUCUGUACCUGUUGAUGUACAAAUCUUAGCAAGUUCAAGGGAGUUAGUGUACUAAACCAGCAGACAUCUGAGUGUUAGCUUUUGCAUUUAAUUGAACCAAGAAGGCCAAGGUGUUGCUAGAGCAUUUAUUGAUUUUUCAGCUAUAACUUGCCUGUUUUCCCCCUCAUGUCUGUCUGCCUGUUUUGCUUUAGUUUAUGCAUAGUUUCUUGUUUAGCUCUAUAAAAAUUGGCAUACUUAAGUAGCAAAUUACUUGAGGAAUUUGCCUGCUUUAUAUAAAGUUAGCACUUUAAAAUUGUUUUAGAGAUGAGAAGAGACAUUUAAAUUGAAGAGAAAUUCUGCCAACUAUGGACAUUGUAUCAGUCCAGGUAUUUACUUCCUGAGUUUUGAUCAUUACAUACAUAUUUCUUAUUUGUGUAUAUGUUAUGUCAUAAAAAAACAUUGAUUUUGGUGUGUUUUUUUAUUUCGGUGCUUUAAUGGCUUAAGAUGUUGCACAUUGUUUGUUAUUUUUUUUUUUAUCUAUGCAGUUACAUUUUUUUCUAGAACUAGCAUUUUUGUUGAACAGUAACACUUUAUACAUAUAUUUGCAUUUUAUUUUUUCCUCCUUGGAGGGAUGCUUUUAAUCUUGUUUGCAAACUGCCAGUUUUUGGGUUUUUUUUUUUUUCCUUUGCUGCAAUUGUCUUUUUUGCAGAAUAUUAGUGUGUGCAAAUUUCUGAGCAAAUGAAACAUGCAUGUUCAGUUUAUUGAUUUUGAUAGUCAUAUCUAUGCCAGAAUCUGCAUUUCAUGUGUUAUUUAUUUUAAAUGGUGUAGUGAAUUCACAGCUCUCAGUUCAAACUUUACAAUAAAUAAGCCACUAGGUCUAUAUUGAAUGGAUUUUUAUCUCAAAUACCAACCUCCCUGUCUGAGUACAUCUACGUCCUAAAUGUACCGUGUUAAAUUGUAUCUUAGAGGAAAACCUCUUUCUUAGAUGGUUGGUGUUUAUAGGUCUACUCUGCUGAAUAAAGAAUUGAAAUUUUUAUUUGGAAACUGCAAAUCUGGAAUUAGGCAUGAUUACUCCUUCAAGUUAUACAGAAUAUGAGUUUGUGAGAUUCCAAAGCCAUAGCAAUUAUAUGGAAAACCUAGGAUGAGAAAGGUAGUAUGAGUGCUGGUAGACCAGCUGCUGCUUCCUGUGAAUACAGUGAAAAAGGCUGGCGAAACUUAAGUUCAGUCCAGAUUAAAAAAAUCAUACUUUCUCAGGGAUCUCCACCAACUUGUGGGUGUCCUGGCUGUUCCUGUGACUGCCUUUUUCUACAGGUGAGAACUCAAAUGGGUUGCAGCUAUUCUAGUGGUCCUAUGGGGGCACUUUGUAUGGAAGAGUGUGUACUCCCAAACUUUGUUGGUAGGUUCUUUGGCCAGUCACCAAAGAAUAUGAAAGAAGCCAACAAAGGAUUUUUCUUGUUGAUAGCAGUUAUUCAUUGUAGUCCAAUAAAAUAUGAUCCCAAUAGGGAACCUUGAACAACUCCAUUUCUCUGUUGUUCUAUUCUGAAAUAACCACUUUAUAUUUCAUUUACUUUCUUUUGUCUGAUCUCUGAGGCAGGUUUCAGAGUUUGGCAAUGUAACAGGAAUGAUUAGGAAAAGUAUUGAAGUAUGGGUGGAAAAUUUGUUGAAAAUCUGAGAGUGAAGUCUGAGUUGAAAGACAUUCGAACUUGGAAUUGACUGGGAGACCAAAGAUUUAAAGAAGCAGAAGAUUCUCUCAAGACACGAGGAGUAAGUUGUGUGUUACUGGUGUGUGUUUUGUGUGCAUGAUAGGGAUUUGUAAAUGAUGUUGAAUUCUAAGCUCCGACAAUCAUUGUCAAUGGAAGAUCAAGUUGCAAAUAUUUAUGUUUUAAAACCUAAAUUAUAAGGCUAGUUAAAUCUUUCUAACAACUAUUUUCAGUGUUAUCAUAUGUUACCUUUUACAGUAUACAUGAAAAGGUUCAUGUUAAGUACAAAUUACAGAUUGCGAAUCAGUUUGGGGAAGAGGUUUUGUGGAUUCUUUGAUACUUCAAAAGAAAAAUUUGACUUCUGAGGAAUUGGACUAAUUUUCUUACCUAGAUUUUAAGACUAGAAUGCCAAAAACAAAAGUAUGAAGGAAAUGAAAAUUCAUUAUUAGAGUGGUCUGUGAAAACAUUUUUACUGGGAAUUGAAUGGACUUGAGGACUUUCUUCCAGAAAACAAGGACUUGAUUGUCAGGCCUAUAUUAGGUUCUGAACCUUAAUGCCAUGUAUUUGUACUUAUUAAAAAUUGUUUCAGUGAGAAGUAUAUUAGUAAUAAGAACUUCUGGUCUAGUUGGGAGUUCUUCCAUUUGAAAAAUGUGAUAUUUGCAUGAAACUGUGUGAAUCUUUUUGUUUUCUCAGUUUACCCUCCACUGGAUAGGAUUGAAGCUAGAAUUUUCCCUUUUGAUAAAGAAAUGAAAAGUGAACAUGUUAUUUGUAAAUUGAUGUUUAGUACUAGAGCAAAAGUUGAAAUAUUGGAAUAUGUUAUAAGCCUAAUCCUUGGUAGCCUUAUAAAAAUAUAUCUUUUAACUAUCUUCUGAACCUAUAUUCGCAUUGCUUUUCAAGAUAUUUUAAGUUAUAUUUUUUUCCUCUUUUCAGAGCUGCUUCUAUGGGGCUGCCUUUUUUUUUUUUUUUUUUUUUAAAUAAUUUGAGGUGUUAUUCACAAAGGGCUGCAUUUUUUGUUAAGAUUUCUUACAACUAUGGCUGGGUGUUUUUUUCUCUAGUCUUCCAGCAAAGGCCAUUUUAUCUUUAUCAUGACUUUAGAGACACUCUAGAGUCACUUCUAAAGUCAUUUGGUCUUUAACUUUGGGGACUGUUUUGCAUACGAGUUUUAAUUCAGAUUUAAGAAAUUAUCUGAAUUUUGGUUUGAGUAGAUUCGGGAUCUACAUGCAAUAUUAACUAGAUCGGAUAACUUUUAUAUUUUCAUAUGUAUACAUAGGCUUUCCUCACCCUUGUCAACAUCCAUUAGUUAUUGAACUUUGUGAACUGGCAUUGAAACAUUACAACAAUGUUUUAUUGCACCAAUUUUAUAAACUUUUACUGUGCAAUACGUGUUAUUUUUCAGAGACAAACCAAAGUUUAAUUUCUCAAGGUUCUUGCUGUUGCUUUAGCAGCAUUUUGAUGGAGGCUCUUUUAUAUACAUUUGUAAUAGAUAAAAUGUAAACCAGAUUGCAAAUCCUUUUUCUUUCUUUUUUAAAGCAAACCAUGUACCAAGUUUUUUGGUUCAAACUGUGUAGGAUAAGUUAAAUUGCAUUCUAUUAACCAAUAUGAGUGUAUUUCUGUAAGUAUAGCUAUGUUGAAAUAAAGUUUUA